This is a messenger RNA of Oncorhynchus kisutch (coho salmon), 6118 nucleotides long. Its product is annotated as semaphorin-3F-like. The record is from RefSeq and is a predicted model, not a curated record. Gene Ontology annotation, cellular component: plasma membrane. NCBI's taxonomy places the organism in Eukaryota, Metazoa, Chordata, Actinopteri, Salmoniformes, Salmonidae. Gene Ontology annotation, biological process: axon guidance; semaphorin-plexin signaling pathway; negative chemotaxis. The coding region runs from base 369 to 2801 and encodes 810 amino acids. Gene Ontology annotation, molecular function: chemorepellent activity; semaphorin receptor binding. The transcript has 19 exons.
CUUACAGAGCUGUGUUGCGUGCGCCGCGUUUCAACUUUAGCAACUACUCCAUUUCAAGGAAUAAUGCUCAUUGUGAGAACAACAAAGUGGGAUUGUACACAAUAGACUGAGAAAAGCGCAUAGAGGACACAAAUAUUGCAAACUGAGGUGAUUAACAAGUUCAUUUGGAACCUUUAUAUUUGUUACCAGGGAAUCGUGCAGGAUGUCCGCUGCUUCAUUCGUAGGCUACACUGAGAAGAAUAAUUGAAUAGGAUUUUGUUUACUACCUUCUCAAUGACUUGUAUAACUGGAUUCAACAUCAUUUACACCGGGCAAUAAUAACCAGCUUCCUGGACUGUUUCUCCUCUGUUUCUGGAAGCGGAGGGACCAUGCUGUGGGACAAACUAUGGUGGCUGUCCACCUUGCUGGCCCUGUCGGCCGAAGCAUUGCCCACACUGCCCAUCGAGCCCCUCUCUGCCCCUCGGGUUUUCCUCUCCUUCAAAGAGCUGAGAUCUACUGGCACUGCCCACCACUUCUCCUUCCUGCUCAACUCAACAGACUACCGUAUCCUGCGUAUGGACGAGGACCACGACCGCAUGUACGUGGGCAGCAAGGACUACAUCCUGUCUCUGGACCUGCACGACAUCAACAAGGAGCCACUCAUAAUUCACUGGCCAGUUGCUCCUCAGAGGAAAACUGAGUGUGUUUUGUCUGGAAAGGAUAUCAACGGGGAAUGCGGGAACUUCAUCCGUCUGAUCGAGCCGUGGAACCGAACCCACCUGUACGUGUGUGGAACAGGGGCAUACAACCCCAUCUGCACCUACGUGGACCGCGGGCGCAGGUCCCAGGCCCUCUACCUGCAGGCACCCCAGUCCGGAGGGAGGACCAGCCGGGCGGCAGACUUCAGCACUACGGCAGGGCCUGUGGAGUCAAAGGAAUAUAUCUUCCGUUUAGAGCCAGGCAAAGUGGAUUCGGGGAAAGGCAAAUGUCCUUACGACCCUAAACUCAACAGCGUCUCAGCUUUGAUCAAUGGGGAGCUCUACGCUGGGGUCUACAUUGACUUCAUGGGGACAGAUGCGUCCAUCUUCCGUACUCUAGGGAAACAGACUGCCAUGAGGACGGAUCAAUACAACUCCAAAUGGUUAAAUGAUCCCAUAUUCAUCAAGGCACACCUCAUCCCAGACAGUGCUGAGAAGAAUGAUGACAAGCUGUACUUCUUCUUCCGGGAGAAGGCUUCAGAGAUGGGCCAGAGUCCCAUGGCCCAGUCCAGGAUAGGCAGGAUCUGUCUGAAUGAUGAUGGUGGACACUGCUGUCUGGUCAACAAGUGGAGCACUUUCCUGAAGGCCAGACUCAUCUGCUCUGUGCCUGGAGUGGACGGCAUAGAGACCCACUUCGAUGAACUCCGGGACGUGUACAUCCAGCCAACUCAAGACACAAAGAAUCCUGUCAUCUACGGAGUGUUCUCAGUUUCAGGAUCCGUGUUUAAGGGCUCAGCAGUGUGUGUCUACUCCAUGGCUGACAUCCGUCAGGUCUUUAAUGGACCCUAUGCUCACAAGGAGGGGCCCAACUACCAGUGGAUGGCCUACACUGGGAAGAUCCCCUACCCUCGGCCUGGGACGUGUCCCGGAGGUACGUUCACCCCCAACAUGAAGUCCACUAAGGAUUACCCAGACGAGGUGAUUAACUUCAUGCGGAACCACCCCACCAUGUACAACACUGUGUACCCAAUACACAAGCGCCCCCUGGUGGUCCGGAACAACGUGGACUAUGAGUUUACCACCAUCACCGUGGACCAGGUGGCUGCUGCCGAUGGGAGCUAUGAGGUCCUAUUCCUGGGGACAGACAGGGGGACGGUUCAGAAGGUAAUUGUCCUGCCCAGAGAUGACCUGCAGACUGAAGAGCUGGUGCUAGAGGAGGUGGAGGUGUUCAGGGUGCCAACUCCCAUAACCACCAUGAAGAUUUCCUCCAAAAGGCAACAGCUGUAUGUGGGCUCAGUGUUGGGUGUGACCCACCUGGCCCUCCAUCGCUGUGACGUGUACGGGGAGGUGUGUGCUGACUGCUGCCUGGCCCGGGACCCCUACUGCGCCUGGGACGGAAAGUCCUGUACCCGCUACUCCGCCUCACAGAAGAGAUCUGACCCCUCUAGGCGCAGCCGUCGACAGGAUGUAAAGUAUGGCAACCCAAUCCGCCAGUGCAGAGGCUAUAACUCCAAUGCCAAUAAGAACACGCUGGAGAUGGUGCAGUAUGGGGUGGAGGGCAGCACUACGUUCCUGGAGUGUCAGGCCAGGUCCCCUCAUGUGUCUCUGAAAUGGCACCUGCAGAGGGAGAACAGCGACAGGAAGAAAGAGAUCCGCUCUGAGGGCCGGACACUAAAGACAGAGCAGGGUUUGCUGCUGCGUUCCCUCCAGUCAUCAGACAACGGCGUCUACCUGUGCACAGCCACAGAGAAGAACUUCAAACACACGCUGGUCAAGCUACAGCUGGUGGUCCUGUCCAGCCGCACGGUCAACAGCAUCCUGGUAGAGACAGGCAGCCCAGCCCUGCCACACCUCCAGUCCAGCCCUUGGACCCCCAGUGCGGGUCAGUACAAGGACCUGCUGACCAUCCUGAGCCAGCCAGAGAUGGGCCUGAUCAACCAGUACUGUCAGGACUACUGGCAGCUGGGAGAGGGCAGUCCGGGGGACCCCAUGCUGGCCGUUGGCAAGGCCAAGGAACUGAAGGAGCUGAAAGAGCAGAAGAAGCCCCGCAACCGCCGGCAUCAUGACGAUGAGGAUGAGCGUGAGGACGAUGACGAUGAGCACACCACCCCAGCCGAAACAUGAGGCCGUAGGCUUAUACCACAGGCCACACACUACCCCAACACCCGACUCCCGACCCCUUGUCCCAUCUGCUCUCUCCCUCUCUGCACAACCCUCCAAAAAUGGGAAAGACUUCAAUCAAAGGAUUAAAAAAGGUAAUGAUCAAUAGCGAUAAGAAAGAGAAACCACUACAAGCAAACAACAAACAGGUUCUUCUUAACUGUUAAAAAGAUACACAGUAUUUAUUGUAGGUUGUACAUAGUAAGAUUCUGUGGAUUUCUUUGUACUUAAAUAGAAAACAAGGCUUUUUUGUGCAAAUCUGUGCAAAUCUGAUUGUUAUUAUAAUGAUAUUAUUGUUGGUAGUGUUAUUGUUUAUUACAAAUGGUGUUAUUACAUUGCAAAAAAUCUUUAUGUUCUGUAUUUUGGAUGAAGCGCAGCAACACAUCGAAAGGACAUUUGAAAGUGUAAAUAUCUACAGCUGAAUGGACUGAUAAGAAUGCUUUCAAAAAGAUUUUGUUAAUUUGGCUCCAUGUUGGAUCAUUCCACUGCUGGCAGUAUGCAGUCUGAGGUGGGAGGAGUCAGAUCACUGAUGUGUGAUGAACCUCCCCCAAAGACAUGAUGGACAGUUGAUUCCCACAGCCAAUGAACUAUAAGGAUGUCACUUCAAGGCACUUCAUUGGACACGCAGAUAGAUGAGGAAAUGCCGAUACGAGGCUGCAGCUUUGAGUUUGUCCCACGGCCACAGACAGACACGAGAGUGAAAGGCCUUGUGGGAAAUGAUGCCCUCCUCUUCCUUAGCCAGCCUAACUGACCUAACAGGGGUGAAACAAGACUUGACCCCAAAUUCCCUCAAGUAUUUUCUACUCUUCCAGAAGCUGAUGAGGGGUGCCUGUAUGUUCUGUGGUCCAAUCUGGCUUUCUUUCAACACCAUUUGUUACAUUUACAUUGAUAUUGCCAGUCUCUUCCAGAACUAGUUGCUGUGGACUUUUUGUGUGUAUAUGUAGUAUAUGUAAAUAUGACAUCUCAAUGUUGUACCCUUGAGGCUGUGAUAGUUAAAAUAAGUGUUUUGGGGGAUAGGAUAGAAAUAACAUUGACUUUCCUUUGUACACCAUUGUUCAAUUGAGAUUAGAAUUUCAAGCAGGCCGCUACAUAAUUUGUGACAAUUUGAUUUUGCACAAUUACUACAAGAGAUAAAGAAAUCUCUUAGUCUCCAAACUAAUCCAUAAGUAUACUGGUUUGCAUUCCAGCCUAUACCUAUUCUCCUUAUGAGGUCAGUUGUUUCAUAUGAAUUGUGCUAAACAUUUCUAAACUCCUCCAAUCCUGCCAUGUAGUUUCCAAUAUCACCGCUCUCCUUGUAAUAUAUAUACCCUUAGUCCACAUUGUUUUACGUCAGAUAGCGCAACAAUUUUGCCUGCACUGAUUGGCGGUUGAGGGACGAGCGUAGGAGUGACGCCACCUGACGUAAGACAAUGGUUAGUCCAUGGAAGUCACUAAAGGGAAAGUGUGCAAAGACUGUUUUAAAAAUGAAAGUGGAGAGGGUUACCAUAGGUUUGUCGGAGCUGUUGUCCAUCUCCUACAGAAGGUAAAUGUUACACAACUGUCACUAAAGAGUUUAUUCAACUUCUCUGAUCAGCCGUUGUUGAUGGUAUUCUGCAUGAAAAUGACUCCGUCUCCAUGUACAACUCUAUGUAUAUAGCUACAGCCACUAGAAUGAUCUGCUCUUGACCACAGGAAAACACAUACCAAACUCUUUGGGACGGUGGCUUUUCAUUGUGUGCAUGAAAUGUAUUAUGUACUGUAUAUGAUAUUCGUCCAAAAAGCUAUGCUGUGGAUGUCAGUGGAUGGAAAGGCAGAUGGAGUCAUACCCUAGUGGGGGAAUAUUCAACACACAGAGGCCCCUUUGUCUCUUUAGCUCUCCUUCUCGCUCUCUCUCUACCUCUCUCCUCUCUCUUUGUCUCUUUACCUCUCUCCUCUCUCUUUCUCUCUUUACCUCUCUCCUUUCUCUUUCUCUAUUUACCUCUCCUCUCUCUUUCUCUCUUUUUCUCUCUCCUCUCUCUUUGUCUCUUUACCUCUCUCCUCUCUCUUUCUCUCUUUACCUCUCUCCUUUCUCUUGCUCUCUUUACCGAUCCUCUCUCUUUCUCUCUUUUUCUCUCUCCUCUCUCUUUGUCUCUUUUUCUCUCUCCUCUCUCUUUCUCUCUUUACCUCUCUCCUCUCGCUUUGUCUCUUUACCUCUCUCCUCUCUCUUUGUCUCUUUACCUCUCUCCUCUCUCUUUCUCUCUUUACCUCUCUCCUCUCUCUUUCUCUAUUUACCUCUCUCCUUUCUCUUUCUCUAUUUACCUCUCCUCUCUCUUUCUCUCUUUACCUCUCUCCUUCUCUAUUUACCUCUCUCUUUGUCUCUUUUUCUCUCUCCUCUCUCUUUGUCUCUUUACCUCUCUCCUCUCUCUUUCUCUCUUUACCUCUCUCCUCUCCCUUUGUCUCUUUACCUCUCUCCUCUCUCUUUCUCUCUUUACCUCUCUCCUCUCUCUUUCUCUCUUUUUCUCUCUCCUCUCUCUUUGUCUCUUUACCUCUCUCCUCUCUCUUUGUCUCUUUACCUCUCUCCUCUCUCUUUCUCUAUUUACCUCUCUCUUUCUCUCAUUCUCUUCCUUUCUCUCUUCUUCUCUCUCUCAUCCUCUCUCUCUCUCGCUCCCUCUUUCUUUCCAAAAAGUUUUUUGUUGUUGUUACAUAUUUCAAAUAUAUGCAUCUUUGGCAAAUUUUUGGUAUGGGUUAUUUAGGAAAAAUCACUUAGUAUGACAUAAAGCACAGUUGAUGUUGUUGUAAUGAUUUGUGUAAACAACUAUUUCUCCUUUCUCAUUGAUGUUGCUGACUAAUAAAUUAAAGCUCUAUAUUUUAUAAAAACAGAAAUCAUGUUUAUAUUCAUAUGGUGCAUGGAUAACUAUACUGAACAAAUAUAUAAUGCAACGUGCAACAAUUUCAAAGAUUUUACAGAGUUACAGUUCAUUUCAGGAAAUCAGUCAAUUGAAAUAAAUUCCUUAGGCCCUAAUCUAUGAAUUUCACAUGACUGGGAAUACAGAUAUCCAUCUGUUGCUCAUAGAUACAUAAAAAAAGCUUCACAAUGGGCCUCAACAUCUCGCCACGGCAUCUCUGUGCAUUCAAAUUACCAUCGAUAAAUUCAAUUGUGUUCGUUGUCCGUAGUUUAUGCCUGCACAUAACCCCACCGCCACCAUGGGGAACACUCUUCAUAAUGUUGACAUGAGCAAACCACAUGCCCACACGAUGCCAUACACGUAGUCUGCGGUUGUGAGGCCAGUUGGACAUACUGCAAAAUUCUCUAAAACGACGUU